Gongylonema pulchrum is the source of this 276-nucleotide messenger RNA. Lineage: Eukaryota; Metazoa; Nematoda; Chromadorea; Rhabditida; Gongylonematidae. The record is from the annotation of a GenBank genome assembly.
AUGAAAAUGCUGAGUAAAUCACAUCACGGAACAAAUUGCACGGUGGUCUAUCUGGACAAAUGUAUGUCGCAAAAGCAGUGCAGUCGGCAAUGUCUUGUAAGUUCACUAACAUAUUCUAAAUCUUGGGCGCCUCGAUGUUGCGUUGGUUUCAUACAGGAUGUUGCGAAUGUAUUGGGCACACUUGCCUUCCUUAUGGAUCCACAACAGCACGAUGUAAAUACUGUACCGAUUUUGAGGACACUGUGGCUUCCAGGCGAACAGAGUUUUGAUGUCUGA